CUUGCACAUCGCGGCGGCGGCGAAUUUCGUGUUACUCAAAGCCGUCGCGAUUUUGAAUCCACUAUUUCCAAGUCAGUCGACAUAACGCGCUCGAACGGUGCGUACUGACUAACGCGAUUUUUUUCUUGUUCAAGAUUUUUCCUCGCAAAAAAAAUGUUUAUGCUGUAACGCGGUUUCGAGGAUUAGGAAAUGUUGGGAAAAUAAAUAAAAGUUAUUUCAGUUUACGCGAGAAGUGUGAAAAACAUGCAAAGCUGAUGAAUGAAUCAACAAAAUAAAAUUUAGAUACAGGAUUUAUUAAUGAUAAUUCUAAGGAGAAGAUGACGAAGGGUAUUAGGAUUAAUUUUGUUUUGACUGUGAUAAGCGUCAUAUUUUUAAAAAAUGUUCCUACAGUCGAGAGCACUAUCAGAUGUUACAAAUGUUUAGCAGCACUGCCUCAAUAUUAUAGUACCGAGCCUGUUAGACUAUGCAAAGAUUUCGAUUAUUCUGAAAAAUUCAUCGUGACAUGUCCUUAUUCAACGUUCUGCACAAAGAAAAUCACCAGCGCCAAAAUUCCCACUACUAUAAAUGGUACGGAAAGAGAUUGUGCCAAUCAGAAACAUGUCAUUCAAAACUACCAUCACGGUGAAUGGCACCAAGAGGUAUCAGUAGAAGAACCAUACACACCGGGAUGUCAUAAAUUGGAUGACAAAGGAACUAGAACGUCCAAUAUCGAAUAUUGUUAUUGUAAUACGGAAUUAUGUAACUCGGGCAAUAGUUACAAAACAUUAGGUUACCUCAAGUCCUUUAUAUUUGUGAUACUCUUUUUGUAUAAAUAUUUUUAAAUAUUUAAUUCCCGUCUCGUGCUUUUACGAUAAUUCUAGAACAUUGUAGAACUUUCUAUGUCUAAUUUUUCUUCCGAAAACACAUUUUUCUUCCCACUAUUUUUUAUAGUUUCCAAUAUAUUGCGAAUGGCGACGUCAAAUGGCGUGCGACUGUGUACCAGUCACAAUAUAUCAUAGACAAAUCCAAAUAAUGAAUGAAUUGAAAAUGCGAAUAUUGUUUUGAAAAUAGGAGUCAAGACAUUUUCAAAUAAAUUUUUCUGUACGACUGUGCAAAAAUUUAAUAAACUAGUCAAUGGUUAUUUUGCUCAUUUUGUUUACAGCAGACUAAAAAAAAUAUAUAAACUUGUAUGUAUCUAAAUAUAAUGUAUAUUUUUUGUAAUAUUAUGAAGAAUAUAUUUAAAAUAUGACGUC
Diorhabda carinulata is the source of this 1232-nucleotide messenger RNA. RefSeq lists its product as uncharacterized. Gene Ontology annotation, biological process: positive regulation of voltage-gated potassium channel activity; regulation of synaptic transmission, cholinergic; sleep. The transcript has 3 exons. The record is from RefSeq and is a predicted model, not a curated record. The coding region runs from base 318 to 821 and encodes 167 amino acids. Lineage: Eukaryota; Metazoa; Arthropoda; Insecta; Coleoptera; Chrysomelidae.